Messenger RNA from Paramecium sonneborni, 1347 nucleotides. The record is from the annotation of a GenBank genome assembly. Lineage: Eukaryota; Ciliophora; Oligohymenophorea; Peniculida; Parameciidae.
AUGAAAUCAAUGCUUCAUCAUCUUCAGAAACGAGGUUCAGUUGUAUUAAUGGAACCGUAUAAGAAUAAUAAUUAAUUUUAGCAUAAAUGAUGGAAUGGAUAAAGUUUAAGAUAAACAUCAGGUUGUGUAAACUUAUGUUGAGUAAGUGAAUCCUAAAACUGGAAUAGCAAUUUAAAAAGAGGUAUAUAUAAUAAGAAAAUAAUUAGGAAGAAAGAUUAAAUCAAAGAUAUUUUCACUUAAUGAAUUAACUAGAAAGAUUAAAAUAUUAAAUAAUAAAGUUAGAAGAAAAAAAAAAAUCAUAAGAAGAGUAAUUUUACUAAAAGUUAUUAUUAGUCUCGAGAAUCAUCCUUCUGUUAAAGAAGUUGUAGCUGAAUUACAUAAGAUUUCUAAAUAUGAAAAGGCGUUAAAUGAGAACCAUAGCAAAAUAGUUGAUGAGAUAAAAUUAAAUAAAAUGACAAUAAAUUAAUUGAAAUAGACUGUUUACUAAAAAAGAAUUGAAAUAAGAGAUAUAGUAAGAGACUCUUUCAGAAUAUAAGAAGAAAUGAUUAGAAUUAAACAACAAAAAAGAACAGUUUCCAGUAUAUAUUGUAAAUAAUAAGUCGACAGAAAUAGUGUUGAUAUGUUUUUAACUAUGCCAGAAACUUCCAUUCCAAAACCAUAAAUUUUACCUUCAAUUCCAUUAAAAUAAAAAUCUAAAAGUACGCUGCUCCAUAUUAUGAAAAAUGUUUAAUCAGAAAAUCAGUAAGAAGUAUUGAUAACAAAAAUAUAUUAAAUAGAAAAUUAAUGAUAUUGUGUAUAUAUAUCGUCAAGUUUAAGAAUUGCGAUCUAGAACUCAAUAAUCAACUCGCUUCAUUUAGAAAGUGACUAAUAGAUAUUGUUAAAUCAGAAGCUUGUUAUCAGAAUGUGCUAGUUUAUCUAUUUAAAGUUUCAAGAACAAAUAAAAAAUAACUAAUAAAAAUGGUUAUGCUAACUCUAUUUAUUUUGAUGUAAGUACACUGAAUAAUAGCAAAAAUGAAAGUAGUAUCAUUAAAGAAAGGAAAAUUCAAAAUAUUUUAUAUGAUACAUUAUAACAAAUAAUGAUUGAUUUAAUCGAUUCUCAAUAAAAGACUGAUUUAAAUGGAUCAUCUAUUGCAGAUUCGAUGUAUUGUUAUUUUAAAAUUUAGAAUUCGAAAUUCAGUAAGUUAAGAGCAGUUUAUGCAAUUCAAUUCAGUUUAAAUUCUUGGGCUUCUAGCAUUAUAACCUCGUUUAUUAACUGAACUAUUAGGAAUCUUUGAUUUAAAGCAAAAAUAAGUUGGUUUAUUGUGCAAUAAGACGAGAUAAUUAUAAAAAUAAUUAGAUAUUCCAUGA